AUGGGAGCAGAUGACAUUCUACGCUUUAAAGGUAGGGUGUGCGGGCUUGGGGGACCCUUAUUCAGGAGGCAGAUUCUGAAGGAAAGUCAUCAAAGUCGUCUUAGCAUACACCCCGGUAUGACUAAGAUGUACAAGGAUUUGAAGGAGUCCUUCUGGUGGAAUGAGAUGAAAUCAGAUGUAGCAGACUUUGUUGCUCAAUGUUUGAAGUGGUCAAUGGACAAACUAGCAGAAUUGUAUGUGAGAGAAGUGGUGAGAUUACAUGGAGUACCCGAUAGCAUAGUGUCAGACCGGGACCCUAGAUUCACAUCACGAUUCUGGCAAUCUUUGCAAGUUGCAUUGGGUACACAGUUGCGAAUGAGCUCGGCUUAUCUAUUGAGGUCUUGUGUGCUAGACCACUUGGGAAACUAG
Vigna unguiculata (cowpea) is the source of this 408-nucleotide messenger RNA. Lineage: Eukaryota; Viridiplantae; Streptophyta; Magnoliopsida; Fabales; Fabaceae. The record is from RefSeq and is a predicted model, not a curated record.